AUGACCAACAGUAGCUUCCUUAGACCUUCUACCUUCCUUCUAUCAGGAAUCCCAGGAAUGGAAAGUGGGAAUGUGUUGCUGGCCAUCCCUUUCUGCUGCAUGUACACUAUUUCCAUUCUGGGAAACAGUGCAAUCCUCUUUGUCAUCAAAGCAGAGCGCAGCCUCCAUGAGCCCAUGUACCUCCUCCUGUGCAUGCUGGCUGUCACAGAGCUUGGUGUGUCUCUGUCUACGCUCCCCACAGUGCUGAGAGUGCUACUCUUUGAUUCACGGGAGAUCAGGUUUGACGCCUGCCUCGCCCAGAUGUUCUUCAUUCACUCCUUCGCCAUCCUGGACUCUGGGGUGCUGUGGGCCAUGGCCUUCGACUGCUUCAUGGCCAUCUACAACCCCUUGCAGUAUGCAUCCAUCCUGACCAACCCCAGGAUAGGUGUCAUCGGGCUGGGGCUGACAGUGAGGAGCGUUAGCCUCUUGCUCCUUACCGAUACUUCUGAAGAACCUGUUGUUCUGCAGGUCCCACGUGCUGGCUCACUCCUUGUUUGCACCCCAACUUACUCCAGCUGCCCUGUGCAGAUAUCAAGGUGA
Messenger RNA from Balearica regulorum gibbericeps (East African grey crowned-crane), 579 nucleotides. RefSeq names its product olfactory receptor 51G2-like. The record is from RefSeq and is a predicted model, not a curated record. Gene Ontology annotation, cellular component: plasma membrane. NCBI's taxonomy places the organism in Eukaryota, Metazoa, Chordata, Aves, Gruiformes, Gruidae. Gene Ontology annotation, biological process: G protein-coupled receptor signaling pathway. Gene Ontology annotation, molecular function: G protein-coupled receptor activity; olfactory receptor activity.